GGUAUCAAGCUGCAGCAACGUGACAGUAUGGAGAUAUCACGUCGAAUAAUCAGAUAUGACUCCCGUCUCUUAAUAGGAUGAUACCACUUCACAACUAUCAUCCCACCUGCCAUACAUUAAAUUGUGUGGUUCUCAAUGGGAAGUCACCAUCCACCCAGCAGCUGCCACUGCAGCAAGCGGGGUCUCUUUGCGUGUGCCCAGCCAGAUGUCGGUGAGGGUUGACCCGACGUUGAUCAACAACAUCAACAUACAUCUAUCAUCGUAAAGAACAAACAGAUCAUCUCAUCGACCUACACCCAUCUCCUUUUAGCCCUUAUCAACCCUAUCCAAAAUGUCCAUCCCCAUCAUCGACUCCCACAUCCACCUCUGGAACGAAGCCGAAGCCCCCAGUCACAACUGGUACGCCUCAGACUCGCCCCUCGCAACCCGCCACUCCAUCGCAGAGUACCGUGAAGCCACCAGCUCAUCCGCCUCUCAGCUCUCUGGCUUCAUUUACAUUGAGGCUGACCGCAAAAAUGACGAAUCCAAGGACUGGUCAGAACCAUUGAAUGAGCUAGCUUGGAUGCGUCGGAUCAUUGAGGGCAAGCCUCAGGAGGGUGAAGGCCAUACUGCUGAUAAUGCCAAGCUAUGUCUGGGAAUCAUUCCUUGGGCUCCUAUUGCUUCUGGCUUGCCUAAGCUGAAGGAGUACAUUGCUACUGUGGAGGAACAAGCUGGGGAGGCUGCUUGGGCAAAGGUGAAAGGUUUCCGGUAUUUGUUGCAGGACAAGCCGAACAAGACAGGGUUGACAGAGGAGUUCAUUGAUGGGUUGAAGUUGCUGGGGGAGAAGGGCUGGGUAUUUGAUGCUGGCGUCGACCAGCACAGGAGAGGGAGGGUGCAGUUGGAGGAGCUGGUGGAGAUUAUUGACCGGGCUCAUGAUGGUGUGGAAGAUGAAGACAAGAAGGUGGUGUUCAUUAUCAAUCAUCUUUGCAAGCCCGACCUGACAAUCAUCAGUCAGACUGAUCCGUCAUUUAUUGCUUGGUAUGCUCAUUUUUUUGAUUCAGAUGAAUGA
This is a messenger RNA of Podospora pseudopauciseta, 1048 nucleotides long. RefSeq names its product L-rhamnono-gamma-lactonase (gene LRA2). Gene Ontology annotation, molecular function: hydrolase activity. The record is from RefSeq and is a predicted model, not a curated record. Lineage: Eukaryota; Fungi; Ascomycota; Sordariomycetes; Sordariales; Podosporaceae. The coding region runs from base 332 to 1048 and encodes 238 amino acids. The transcript is spliced from 2 exons.